AAUGGUUUGUUGUGGUCGGGACUGCAGCAGAAUAAUUCGCCUUUUUAAUCAUGUAACUUAAUACAUACGACAUUAUCGUAAUAUUUACAGCUUUGUCAACAUUUAUCUAAUCAUCAGAACGACGCGUUACAUCAAAUUGUGUCGAUAAUUCAGACGAAAACACAACAACAAGCGAAACGGUGUUUUCUGUUUACGUCAAUGACUGCCAACGUUAGUCGCUAAAGAAACGAGGAGGAAGUCAUGCUGCGGUGGAUUCUCGGUGGUCGGGAGGCUCAGAGCUCCGUGGAGAAAAGCCCCGUGUUGUGCAUUGGAGAGGAACAGCCCAAAAACUGGUUCACUGAGCUGCAGGUGCUGAAAGGACAUUUUGACAUUGUUCGAUUUCUGGUGCAGAUUGAUGACUUCAGAUGUGCCUCAGCGGGGGACGAUGGCCUGGUUUUGGUGUGGAAUGUGGAGACCGGCGAGAGGCUGCAGGAGCUGAGGGGACAUUCCCAGCAAAUAACAGCCAUGACCACCUUCACCUGUGAUAACGGACUCAUGUCGCACACUUCGCUCAUCACUGCCUCCUCAGACCGAAGUCUCAGCUUGUGGGACCCUGAUACAGGCAACAGGGUUCAGACCAUUUCAGAUCUGCAGUCAUCUGUAAAGUGUUUGCUGGUGCUGGAGCGGUUAUGUGUGUGGGUCUCCGGCGGGGAGGAACUGUGUGUGUGGAACAAAGACUUUCAGCUUCAGUGUCACAGACAGAACCACAGUGACACCGGAAUUACUGCCUUGAUAGAGCUGCCCAAGAACUGUAUAGCAGCUGCUAUGGAUAAAGAGAUCGUGAUAUACAGGCUGACAGUCUCUACUGAUUCCUCUCUGUCGGUGGCUGAGAUCCGCUGUCUGUCCGACCACCAGGAUCAGAUUCGAGCUCUUAUCAACGUCAACGAUGGACUCUUCGCCAGCGGUUCCCACAUGGGCGAGCUGAUUCUCUGGGACGCGAUUGAUUGGAACAUCCUGGCCUAUGAGCACAUCCUGUGGGAGGAGUCUCAGGCCUGCACCCAGGCUGAAAUACGAAUGGGCGCUCCCAAACCCAGCGAGAUGUCCAUUCAGCAUCUGACCACCAACGGAAAGCUCAUCCUGGCAGCUGUGGGCAGUGGUCUGUAUGUGUACAGCGUUCUGACAAAGACGGUCGUGGCGUACAGGAAGGUCGCCCACGACUCUAACAUCUUACACACCAUGCUGCUAUCUGACAGCGAGCUGAUGUCCUGCUCUGAAGACGGCAGCGUGAGAAUGUGGGAGAUACAAGACCUGCCUUUGCCCGCUGAACCGGCCACUCCAGGGUUCUUUGGGAUGUGGACUUUCGGCCGGUCAAGCAAACAGACCGGUCCUCCGUCGAAGAAGAUCAUAGACGUCCCAAACAUCAGGAUGCUGGAGUUGACGGGUGAUCUGAUCGGACACUCAGGAGCCGUCCAGAUGUUCGUCAGCUUCAAGGAGAACGGGUUGGUGACGUGUUCCACAGAUCACCUGCUGAUCCUGUGGAAGAACGGAGAAAGGCAGUCUCACCUGCGCAGCCUGGCACUUUUCCAAAAACUGGAGGAGAACGGAGGACUCUGACCUUUAACCUUUUGAAUCGCUGCCUUAAGAAAGGAGAGUUUGUUGUCGAUGUUGUUGAUGUUGUUGGUUUGGAUGUUUGUUGCAAAUCAUUUGGAUUUACUGUGAUGAUUGUUUGUUGCCUUAUGAUUUAUGUAAAGAAGUAUUUAAUUUUUAUUUUUCAAACCUAGUAAAUACCUCACCUC
Messenger RNA from Thunnus maccoyii (southern bluefin tuna), 1775 nucleotides. RefSeq names its product WD repeat domain 41 (gene wdr41). Gene Ontology annotation, cellular component: lysosomal membrane. The coding region runs from base 241 to 1593 and encodes 450 amino acids. Gene Ontology annotation, molecular function: protein binding. Gene Ontology annotation, biological process: regulation of autophagy. The transcript is spliced from 14 exons. NCBI's taxonomy places the organism in Eukaryota, Metazoa, Chordata, Actinopteri, Scombriformes, Scombridae. The record is from RefSeq and is a predicted model, not a curated record.